Molecule: messenger RNA, 1830 nt
Organism: Fopius arisanus
Lineage: Eukaryota; Metazoa; Arthropoda; Insecta; Hymenoptera; Braconidae
Gene: Ube2g1
Product: ubiquitin-conjugating enzyme E2 G1
Exons: 6
Coding region: 103-609 (168 amino acids)
Biological process (GO): ubiquitin-dependent protein catabolic process; protein polyubiquitination
Molecular function (GO): ubiquitin conjugating enzyme activity
Source: RefSeq, a predicted model, not a curated record
AUGCUCACUGAAGGCUUCCGUGACGUACCUAGCCAUCUUUCCAAGUCAACCCAAAAGUGAUUGUUUUUCAAUUUUAGUCUUAUUUAAAUCAACUUUAUAUUAAUGUCAGAGCCACAGUCCGCACUUCUACUAAGAAAACAAUUAUCAGAACUGAAUAAAAACCCAGUGGAAGGGUUUUCAGCUGGCCUCGUAGACGACAAUGACAUUUAUAGAUGGGAAGUCCUCAUUAUUGGACCUCCGGAUACACUAUAUGAGGGAGGAUUCUUCAAAGCUCAUUUACAGUUUCCCAAAGAGUAUCCACUCAGGCCACCGAGGAUGAAAUUUAUUACAGAAAUAUGGCAUCCAAACAUUGAGAAGAACGGCGAUGUGUGCAUAUCGAUCCUGCACGAGCCUGGAGAUGACAAAUGGGGCUAUGAGAAAGCAUCGGAAAGGUGGCUUCCAGUUCAUACAGUUGAGACGAUUCUCAUCAGUGUUAUAAGUAUGCUGGCUGAUCCCAAUGACGAGAGUCCUGCCAAUGUAGAUGCCGCCAAAGAGUGGAGGGAAAGUUACACAGAAUUCAAACGAAAAGUAGCGAGGUGCGUCCGAAAAAGCCAAGAGGAAUGUUUGUAGGGGGAGAAAAAAGUAAUAUUCAAACGGAAAGACUUAUUUAAUUCUGGGAAGCCGCGUGCACUAUAAACUGCAAACUCAAGUUGAGCGAUUAUGCUCAGCGGACAAACAGUGCCACAGAAAGCGGAAAUACGCCUGUCCCAUCCUACAUAAUAACGAAAUAAAAAAACAAAGCAAAACAAAUUUUAAUAAUAAAAUACCAGAAUCUGAGGAAAGUGAGUUCUCUUCACUUUCUUACAGCGGCGGUUUUGAGUCCCUGGAUAAUGGGACUGCCGUUACCGGACAUACUGUUUAUCAAUAAACAAAGGGAAUGAAAAAGUACACUCGUAGCUCACCUUUUACACGAUAAACCAGAUAAAACUCAUGACCGACUAUACAUCAUGAUGAAACCGUGAACAAAAAAAUCAUCUGUACGAAUAAUUAUCUUAAAUAUUCAUAGUUGUUGUAAAACUCGACGAAAAUUCAAAUACCUCCCCCCCUCUCCUCCUUCCGGAUCUCCCCCUUACGUAAAAUCCCUCAGAGAGUAAAAUAUCGAACACACUCCGAAGAAAUUAAGCCCUCCCCUCCCCUAUCCUCGACUCUUAUUAAUUAUUUAAAGUAAUACUUUAUGUUUUAUUAUCAACAAUAAUUCCUUAGCGUCGUUUCGUAUUUUCUUACUUUCGUAUAAAUAAAAACUGAAUUUUUAUAAAUUCUAAAAAACGGAAUACAAUAAUCGUUGAUGUAAUAUGCCAGUGAAUGAUAAAGAAACGAAGAAACAUGGAAAAUAACAGAAAAACAUACGAAUUAUUAUUAAAUUAAUAACGAUACUGAUAAAGAAGAAUGAUGAAUGUAGCAUGAUGAACAAAUAUGGAAAAAUCAGCAACGAUAUUGAUCAAUGAUAUUAAGUAAAUUCUGCUGAAAUGUGUCAGUUGCCAAAUGAUGAGGAAAAAGUAAUAAACAUCCAACUCUAGAGUAACUUAAUUAUUAAUGAUGAAGGAGGUCAGCUAAAUGAAUUUAUUUUAAGUAUGAAGCACAGGUAAUAUAAUUUAAUAAUGAAUGGAAGAUAAUUAUUGCAUUCCCUUGAAGGUUUUUAGAAAAUUUCCCGGUUUAUUGAAUUCUGAGAUUUAUGGUGACAAUUUUUUUUAAGAUUUCAGUGGUCAUCAUUUUUACCACGAAAUACGCCAUUUUUAUUAUGAACACUAAUGGUUGAAGAAAUAAAAAGGAGAAACUUAUGUUUUUUUUUAA